AUGGACGGAUUCGAUUGGCUCCAGAGCUUUCUUCCUGCCGACAGUCGACCCGACCCCGAUUCUGAAAUUGAUGCUUAUCAAACAAAUGCGGCAUUACACGGUGCGGAAGAAGUGGCGAGAGCGACAAUUAUACACCCGCAGGUACAAAGAUCACAUUCGUUUAUGAGGUCAACCAAUCCUGGGACGAAUCAUGCCUUGAAUCCCUCGGAGGCAUGCCCGCAAGCCUCAGAUGGACAGUGUGGAGGAAAUAAAAACCAGGAAACCAGCCAAAUUCAAUUCAACCAUCCUCCCUCUAGCCAUUCUCCACACCAAACAGACCCUUCUCACAUUACUAUGCACCGGCUUGAUCCACAUAUUCCGUCCCAACAGCACAUGACUCAGGCACAUCGGGAUGCACAUUCUCCCGGCCAAGCUUGUACGGGUGUGGAUCCCGCUCCCUACUCAUGGAGGACUUUUAACUCUAUGCCAAACUCUUCAGAGCCGUGUGAAAGCUCCCACAGGGUCUAUGAAACUACAAGACCGACAGUCCCUGCACAGAGAACCAACGAACCCAAGGCACGGGCUGUGCCCACAUCACAAAACUCGUAUCAUGGCCACUCGGCAACUCCAAAUCAGAAUUCCCAGAUGUUAGCCCAACCGCACGUGGCACAAGGUAUGGCGACACAAGUUCACAGAACACGCAUGUCGGCAGAAACGCAAAGUCCUUCUCACUGCGACAUUACAAUUCCGUCCUACAAUACUCAGCGACCUCAUUCAACUUUAGCGCAAGGGACCCGACCAACACCCCUAAUUCAAAGAAAACACUCACCGGCAGCAAGACCACAAAGACCAUACCAAAACCACCAUGCGAUCCCAGCCCGAAAUGUCCAGCAACUAUUUGAUUCAGCUGCAGCGCAACAACCUUGGCCUGUGCCCCCAGUUCAAACGACACGUACACCGGUGGCAAAGCCCCAAGUAUCGCAGAGCCCAUCUCAAAGUCAUUCCACGAGCUCAACCCAGAACGUCCUAAGGCCAUCUCACCCGAAUUCACCGCCAAGCACCCAAUCUUGGACAGAAAAUGAGAUUUGUGCCUCUUUGGUCUCGCCAAAGGGAUUCAAAACUUCAGCAGCACGUAGCAAACUACCCCAAAAUGUGAUCACACCAGUUACGGGUACUCGGGAGGCUUCCGAUUUCGCCAGAUCAAACCCAAGUCUGCUUGGGUCUUCACUUCAUAAUCAACAUAAUGUGCCACCAGCCGUGCCAACAGCGCCUGACAAGGUCCACAGCACUGCAAUCUCCCAGCUUGUCUCACCUCGCAGUCCUUCUAUCUCUCUUGCCUCUUCUGCUCCUGUCUCUGCCUCCACCCCUCCGGGCCCCCCAAGGCAGACAACUAUUGUUCCGCGCCAAUUGGACAAGUGCUGGAGUCGGGAAAAAGUAGGGAAUCAGGGUAAAGCAGCACCUGAUACAUCCUAUGAGGCAUCAAACCAGAAAGGCCAGCAGCCUCCAAUAUCCCAACCAAAUGGGUGGCACAGCACACCAGUGGCAGCCUCAGCCUUCGCGUCACUCAAUUCUGCGGCCUCUACCUCGGGGCCCGCCUAUAACUCCUCGUCUAACUCGGGACCCCGGCGAGGUACCUUUUCUGAUUCUCCCGCAGCACAACCGCCUGUUGGCGGGAACACGCCGUCGCGGGGUUACCACCUGCCGGAACAGCUGUGCCAUCAGAAAAAGCGGUGGGUUCCGGCCGCAGAGCAUUCUGAUGACUAUUCGCCUCCCAUAAAGUCGCUACGGUUGGACAAUGGUAGAAGUCAAAUGAUGACUCAUCAAACUUACCCAUCAACAGUUACCUCGGUACCAGGAUCCCAAGUACCUCUCGAUUAUGCUCGGCACCGAGGCCCCGGUAAAAUUCUUAAGAAUCGUGACGACCUAGUUCAGCCGAUAAGACGGAGCGAUGCACUGCCCAAGCAAUCUUAUGAUCCUGCCACGAUCGCGCGGGAUGUACUGAUUGCUGCGGGAAGACACCCUACGGAGAAGCAUCUAAACCAUCAUCUUGAAGCACUGCGCCGUAAUUUUACCAAAAUAGACUACAACGCAGACUUGGCAACGUUUCGUUGGGACCUGGUGGACACAAAGCAGCCUGGAACUCAAGCUGAUCGCAUGCCUCCGGUUCCUGCAUCUCACAUUCCACAUCCUCAACCACCUCACCCUCAACCACCGCAGGCAGCAGCUUGGCAAUCACUUUCAUGUGACCCCACUUUCACAAAUAGUCACGUGGCUUCACGUCAUCACGCUUCAACACCAGCGCGUGACACACCGCCAAAUCGUCAAGUCGCGAUGCCAGAAAGGAUCGACGCGCGUGUCCCUCUUGGCGGUUUGAGCCCUUGGGGUACUUUACCUUUCCAACCACCAACUUAUCAUACUCCUCAACAAAGUCUUUUUUCAAACUUGCCUUCUGGACUUCCCAGGAUCGACCCUUUGUCUGCAUCGCCGAAGUUCUCAUCCCAUCAAUCCGUCCCCUUCUCAACCCCCCCACCGGCGCAACCCCAACCGGAAUCCCAACGGCGACGACCCUCAACCACGAAAAGUGUAGCUUCGCCCAAACCCUCGCCUGCCAAAAAGCAAACCCCCAAAUUUAUAGUAAAGCCUAAACCUCAAGGGCAGGCGGUCAAGAGCCAGUUGAACUCUGGUCGGGCCGUCAAAUCCCCAGAGGCAAGGCGUCUUCAGCCGCAGGUUGUUAUUACACUCUCACCCGCCAAGAUGCCCACGAAGAAAAGACCCGGCCGACCUCCCAAGAACCCAGCGAACAAUAUCGAAGUUGCUAUCCAUCGUGAACAGCAAGUGCAAUAUCAAGUCUUUCCCUGCAAAUGGGAGGGUUGCGCUGCCGAACUUCAUAACAUUGACUCGGUCAAGGCCCACCUCAUCAAAGUUCACAUCCCGCAUUCGCUCGUUUGCAAAUGGAUAGACUGUGGCAACAAGACGCCUAUGGCUGCAGCUGAUAUGUUUACGCAUCUGGUGAGCGAGCACGUGUCUAAGAUGGCUUGGGCGCUUGGGGAUGGACCAACGGUGCCAGUAACUGGUGAGAAUCAUAACUAG
Messenger RNA from Penicillium digitatum Pd1, 3069 nucleotides. The record is from RefSeq and is a predicted model, not a curated record. Lineage: Eukaryota; Fungi; Ascomycota; Eurotiomycetes; Eurotiales; Aspergillaceae.